UAUCAGCUAAAGAUGGCGGUGGUAAUCCUUAUUCUAACCACUUUUCUUUGGAUGAGCUGUUGGAAUGAAAUAAGUGGCUUAGAAAUAAUCACUGAACCAAAUGAAACGACAAUUUCCUUCACUGGAUCCAACCAAACAUUUACUUGGAAUUUUAACCUCACUUUGGAGGAGAAAUCAAAGCAACCGACAGUCAUCUUUGCUCACUGGAGAAAAGAAGGCGAAAGUAUUUCAGGUUACCACUGGGUAACAGUUAUUCGAGAAUCAUAUGGAAGCGAAUCAGUGAAAAAAUAUACAGAGGCCUUAAUCACAAGGCGUUUACAGUGGGUGGGAGACUUGGCCCGUGGCUUUGUGGCUUUCCAACUUCUGAACGUUCAAUUAAACGAUUCUUCCGAUUAUGGGAUCAGGUUCUGCAUUGAUCGUUGCCGUCAUUUAAAAGAAAGUGGGUUUACACUAUUCGUUCAGGAUCCACCUCCAUCACCAACGAGACCACCAGAACCUGAAAAUAUAACCCUCGAGAUCAAGGAAGGAGAACCACUGAACAUCACUUGCCGUGCCAGAAUGAGGACGGAAAGUACAUCUGUCAUGUGGCUGAAAGACAACCGACUCAUCAAGAAAGGACGAAACAGAUUCCUCUUCAUUCAAAGUAUAAAUAAAUCACAAGCUGGAAGCUAUAUGUGUGUUUCAAUGUCCCAAUUCGGAGAUCACAGCCCGUCUUUUACUGCUGUUGAUGUUCUAUAUGCACCGAAAAUAAUCAACCCUAAUAAAAAAGUGGCUUUGGAGUUAACAAGAGGAAAUUCAACCAGGCUUAAAUGUGCAGCCAAUGCAAAUCCUUCCCCGACUUUCACUUGGUACACGCACGAUGGAGAGAUUACGCAAGGUUUUUCACAUACCUCAAACUCAAGUUCCUUGAUAGUCACUCCCAUAAAUGAAAGGGACUUUACAAGUUACAUAUGUCUAGCAACCAAUAAGAUAGCGAAUGACUCGGUGACGUUCACGUUGCACGAAAAGGGUAAGUAUAAUAACAGCCUGGUCACGAUAUCUAUUUUGAAUGGCAGAGAGUCACUCACCAAGUACCUGUCUAUAACAGCGGGCUUAGCGGUGAUCGCGAUCUUUGCUCUCUUCAUCAAACGAUAUAUGGCUAAGAGAUCCAGAGGACAGACAAAUCAGCGAACACGUGAGGUGUCCUUGAGAUCGCAAGCCACAUGCAACGAGUUUUUUCCAAAUGGAGCUUGCAACGUAUCCUCAUCGAGUGACCCUGAAUGGGAAAUACCGCGAGCAAGGCUGAAUGUGGAGAAGGUUAUUGGGCGUGGCGCAUUUGGCGUGGUGUCACGAGGCUUAGCGUUUGAUCUGCCGGGAAAACCAGGAUGGACUGUGGUAGCAGUGAAGAGCGUUCAAGAUGAUGCUUCAGAAAAAGAGAAGGCAGACCUGUUGUCAGAGAUGUCACUCCUUAAACACCUAGAUCCUCAUCCUCACGUCAUCCGCCUUUACGGUUGUGUUACUAUUGAAGCCCGGCCACUCGUAGUUGUCGAGUAUGCACAGUAUGGUGACUUGCUUGGGUACCUGAGGAAGAGCCGAGGAGUUCGAGAUAACUACUACAGUGAUCCCUCGGUAGAGCCCCGCACCAGCCUCACUUCUAAGCAACUGCUUCGGUUUGCUUGGCAGAUCAGUGAUGGAAUGGACUACUUGUCGAAGAAAAAGAUCAUUCAUCGCGACUUAGCCGCGAGAAAUGUUUUGGUUGGUGACGAAGACGUUUGCAAAAUCACAGAUUUUGGAAUGGCCAGAGAUGUUUGGGCAGAAGAUAUAUAUGUUCGAACCCACGAGGGCCGUCUUCCAAUUAAAUGGACGGCUCCCGAGGCUCUAUUUGGAAGUGGUGCAUAUACGACACGGAGUGACGUGUGGAGCUUUGGUGUGGUCAUGUACGAGAUCUUCACUGUCGGUGGUGACCCGUUUCCAGGGGUGUAUAUGAGAGAUAUCCCAGCCAUGUUGAAGAACGAGUACAGGAUGCCGCGCCCAAAAUUUGUCAGUGCAAAACUGUUCAAAAUCAUGAUGGAAUGCUGGAAGACUGAUCCCUUAAAGAGACCAGACUUUGAGUGUCUACGGUCACGAAUACACAGCAUGACCAGGGAUGAAGAACAGGACUAUGUCAACUUGGAAGGGCUGUUGUAUGAAAAUGUGCAACCAACAAGUUUUACAGAGGAGUGUUCGGCAUAGCGAUUGAGCUAAAUCUAACGAACCUUAACACAGAUGUAGUUCCUAGGCAAAGAAAAAUAUAAACAGGCUAAAAGCCAAUGGCAAUCAAAGAAUAGUAAAGCACGUUCGAUGAGAUAUUUUUAGUGAGAAGGCCGGGAGUACCGGAACAAAAGAGAAAAGGGAAAUGGAGGUAAAUUAAUACAUUUGUACUCUAAAACAAUCUGCUAUUUCUAGUAAAGUACAUAGAAAUGUUGCAAUAGUAUCAGUGGAACAAUAAAUUUGAACCAUGUUUAACAAGACCAGGGUGAAAUGAAGGCAAUUUGAUGCAGUUGUCUUCCAAAAAAAUCUGCCACUUACAUGACUCCGCGUCUUAGUUUUCUGAGGACGAGUCAGGGCCAAUUUCCGAGUUACACAGCAAGGUGAUCUCGAUGACCUAGUUUUCUGAACACAAAUCAAACUGUGCAACUUAAUGGGCUAAGUAAAAACAUGGACAUGAGAGUAAAAUUAUUUCGUAGGAGUUCACAUUCAUCCGUUUUGAUGACACAGCUAUAGUUUUUUUUGUCGAAGAUCAAAGCCCCAAACUGCAGUUUAACAACGGGAGUCGAACAUACUUCUGUAAGAGAUAACCCCAUUAUUUAUAAGU
Messenger RNA from Pocillopora verrucosa, 2833 nucleotides. Lineage: Eukaryota; Metazoa; Cnidaria; Anthozoa; Scleractinia; Pocilloporidae. The record is from RefSeq and is a predicted model, not a curated record.